Coccomyxa subellipsoidea C-169 is the source of this 1437-nucleotide messenger RNA. RefSeq names its product Clavaminate synthase-like protein. Bases 1 to 1437 code for a protein of 478 amino acids. Lineage: Eukaryota; Viridiplantae; Chlorophyta; Trebouxiophyceae; Coccomyxaceae. Gene Ontology annotation, molecular function: 2-oxoglutarate-dependent dioxygenase activity. The record is from RefSeq and is a predicted model, not a curated record. The transcript is spliced from 5 exons.
AUGGAGAGCAGUCUGUCACCGCUGCUGGCAGACAUCUCAGUGCCAGAAUUCAUGCAGGGCCAGCAGGUUGCACAUGUCAACCUGUGGAUGUGCACCAGGGGCUCUCGAUCCAGCCUGCACUAUGACCCCUUCCACAACCUGUUGUGUGUGGUGGCGGGCUCCAAAAAUGUGCGCUGCAUGAGCCCAGCCGCCACCCAGUGGUUGUACCCCCACCCACUCUACGGCGAGUCGGCCAAUCACAGCGCUGUGGACUUUGCACAGCCGGACCUUGCCCGCCACCCGCUGUACAAGGAAUCCCUGGAGCACCAGCUGUCAGCCCACCUGGGGGCGGGAGACGCGCUGUUCCUGCCGGAGGGCUGGUGGCACCAGGUGGACAGUGAGGCGGUGACGAUAGCGGUCAACUUCUGGUGGCGAUCCCUCUUCGAACGUCAGCUUGGCGGCCACAUGGACGAUUACUACCUCCGCCGCGCCGCCCAGAGCCUCACCGAUGCGCGCAAAGCCGACCUCCUGCGCCAGCUGUCGCCGGAUUUCCAUCCUUGCAGCAGCGUAGACAAGCAUCCUGCAGCAUGCGUCGAUGCACGAGCAGCUGCUGCCACCGAGGUUGCCACUAGUCAAGCUGGCCCCAGCACCCCGGCAUCACACAGUGAGGAGGCCGCUGAUCCUGCGCAGCACAGCGCGCAGAAGAGGUCCGGCCAUGCGGCGCGGUCGGGUGAGCGGGAAAGUGUGGCCGAGGAGCAGUCAAGCAUGGGUGAGGGGAGGGAGACUCAAGACGGCAGCAGGAAGAGGCGGCAAGGCACCAGCGAGGCCGCUGCUCUGGUACAGAGCCCUCAGAUGAGGCCUGGCAAUGCAGCGGGGUUGAGUACGGGCGAGGAGGAAUGCUUGCACAUUGCAGCGAUCGGGGACGAGGGUGCAGGGCAGAGGGAGACAGAGUGUGGCAGCAGGAAGAGGCAGCGAGGUACUGAGCACGAGGACCAGCGGCUAGUAGAGCGGCUGGCGGCUGCAUUGAGCGAGGAGUUCCUGCAGAGGACGGCCGGCGAAGCAGAGCCCCCACAUGAUCCAGGGUCAGGAGAUGGGCUUGGUCUGGAGGCUGCCUCGGUGCGGCUGAUGGCUGGGUUAGAUUCCUGGCAGCUGCGGCGCGCGCUGCUGGGAGUUGCCCGGCAGUUUCCACGCACGCUGGAGGCGUUCCUGAGCGGUGGCAUCUGCCCUGCAGCUGCCGAGCUGCUGACGUCCCGGUUCGAGGCGGCCGACGCCUGGCUGGCACAAGAAGGAAGGCACAGCGAGCAGCAGACCUUCUACACGGAGCUGUAUGCAGUAGUGGAGCAGCCUGAGAGGGUGCUGCAGGCUCUCGUGCGCCAGAAGGAAGAGUUUGCCAGGCAUGCUUUUUGUAUGGUGCUGGGCACAUGUUUCCAGCUGCCAAUCCCUUGGGAGCGCACAUGA